This is a messenger RNA of Apis cerana (Asiatic honeybee), 2362 nucleotides long. RefSeq names its product zinc finger protein 678. Gene Ontology annotation, molecular function: zinc ion binding; RNA polymerase II transcription regulatory region sequence-specific DNA binding; DNA-binding transcription factor activity, RNA polymerase II-specific. The record is from RefSeq and is a predicted model, not a curated record. NCBI's taxonomy places the organism in Eukaryota, Metazoa, Arthropoda, Insecta, Hymenoptera, Apidae. Gene Ontology annotation, cellular component: nucleus. Gene Ontology annotation, biological process: regulation of transcription by RNA polymerase II.
AUGAACUGUGGAAAAACGGAGUCAAUUAGUACGUUGAGCGAACAUGAAGAUGAUCUCGAUGAAUUUGAAGGAUCAAUUAUUUGGUCCCAAGAGGAACCACUUUCAUCGAAUGAAAUUUUAGAAUUAACUCCAGAUCCUGAAAAACAAAAUCAAUUAAAAUCUUUAUGCCGUUUAUGCGCGGGAGAAACUUUACAUCCGAUUUAUAUUUACUCCGAAUUCGGUGAAUCUUUGAGACUUUUGCAUAAAAUAAAUACUUGUUUAAGUAUUAAGGUAAAAAAAACAGAUCCUCUUCCAAAACAACUUUGUCCAACUUGUGUUGAAAAGAUAACUUGGUGUAAUGAAUUUGAUAUUCAGUGUAUCAGAGCUGAAGAAACUCUUUUUGAAAUUUUAAAACAAAAACAUUCUUUCAAUAAUACUAAAAAUGAUUGUCAGGAAAAUUCUCAGGAAAAUAUAGAUUCUUGUCCAUUAUGCAUUGAAGGACGAAUGAGAAUUUAUGAAGAGGAUAAAGAAACCAAAAAAGAUGUUGAAUUAUAUGAUAGUGAUAUUGUUCUUGAGAGUAGUGAUGAGGAACAAAUUCCUAAUGAAAUUAAAAUUGAUGAAGAACCAGAAAAUGAAUCCAUAACAUUAUUCUGUUUGGGUACUAAACAAAAAUAUUUGAAAUGCGGAGCUUGUAUGAAUUUAUAUCAUACAAAAGAAACUUUGGAUGAACACAAAUGCAAACCUAAUUUACAAUGUACUUCUAAGCCUUAUAAAUGUGAUAUUUGCUUUGCAACUUUUACAUUUGAGGAACGGUUACAAUUUCAUCAACAUUUUCAUAAAGAUGCAAAAGCAUUAUAUUGUGAAAUUUGCAAAAUUACGUUUGGAAAGGAAUUAAAAUUAUUUUAUCAUUAUAAAAGAUAUCAUUGUAAAGAUGGUAGAGUAUCCUGCUUACAAUGUGGAAAAUUAUUUGAAAAUCAAGAAGGAUUAAAAAAACAUAUUUGUGUGGAUGGAAAAACAAGACCACAUGUAUGUGAAGUUUGUUCUAAGGGAUUUUGUGAUGGCUAUACUUUGAAACGCCACAUAGUAACUCAUCUUCCAGAAAAACCAUAUAAAUGUCCAGAAUGUUCUAAAAGCUUCACACAAAAAUCAAGAUUGAAUAAACAUAUAGCUGGGCACAGUAUUAUUUUUGAAAACAGUCAAACUAUUUGGAGAUGCAUUUGUUGUGGUGAAACAUUUGGAAGUUGUGAAUCUGCAGAUGAGCACUGUAAAAAACAUGAAGAUAAAAUUAGUCUUAUAGAAGAAAUGCAAGUAUUGAAGCUAUAUCACUGUGAAUUUUGUAGCAGUCACUUUGCAGAUAUGGAUCAUUUAAAAAGUCAUAGAGAAUCACAUGUUAUUGAGAAACCAUAUUCUUGCAAUCAUUGCAACUCUAUAUUCAAAUCCUUCGCAGAAGCUGUUCUUCAUUGGAAAGAACAUCCAAGAAUAUUCAAAGUUCUAGUAGUGUUUUUGUGUGAAAUAUGUGAUAGAGAUGUUAAAGAAUUAUCUUUGCUUUAUAAGCAUAAACAGAAAAGACAUCAACCAAUACCUAGAAAAUCAGAAAAAGGUAAAGAAAAGUUCAUUUGCGAACUCUGUGGAAGUAUCUUUAUAAGUAUUGAAGAUUUUCAAGAACAUGGAAAAUACAGAUGCUCUAAAUUCCCAUGUGAUAUUUGUGGCAGUCUUUUACCAACAGCAAAUUCUUUAAAUGCGCACAAAAGAAGACACAGUGGACUACGACCGUAUGUUUGUAAUAUUUGCGGUAAAAGUUAUACUCAAUCCAGUCAUAUGUGGACUCAUAAAAGAUUUCAUAUGGGUGUAAAACCUUAUGCCUGUGAAUAUUGUGACCAGAGAUUCACAAUAAAGCCAGAUCUAGCUGAUCAUACUAGAAAAAAACAUACAAGAGAACGGCCAUUCAAAUGUGAUGUUUGUAACAAAGCAUUCUUAACUGGUUCUGUAUUUUAUCAACAUAGACUAAUACAUAGAGGAGAUCGCAGAUAUAAGUGUCAUUAUUGUGAAAAAGCAUUUACUAGGACAGAAGCUUUAAAUAAUCACAUAAAAAUUCAUACUGGUGAAAAACCACAUGCUUGUGAUGUUUGUGGAAGAUGUUUCAGACAGAAAGGAGAUAUGAGAAAACACAGACGAACACAACAUAUUGCUAAACAAGAUGCAAAAUAGGCGCGAUGACAAGCACAAACAGGUGCGCAGAUGCAACUCAUACAGAACAGGUGAUACGACUGAUGUCUCGUGAUUCAUAUGAGAGAACCUUACGGUUCUAAUGAGUUACGAUUGAUAUAGAUAAAGAUUGUAUACAUAUAAAGAUUGAUUUUAAUAAAAUUGAAAUGAUGACGAA